GGCUGGGGGUUGGGGGCUGGGGAGGUGGCCAGGAGGCUGGGCCUGUGGCAGCCAAGCUGGCACUUUGGCCAGAGCCCAGCGCCUCCCUCCCCUUGGCUCCACUCGGAGCCCUUGCCCCUGGCUACCCCAGGCUGCCUCCUUGCCCAGGCAGACCCCGGGCCCGCUGCUGCUGGGCAGUGGGGCAGUGGGCCGGGGGCUGAGGGGCCAGCCCCAGAGGUGAGCCAGUCAUCCCUGCUGUCUGCUCCCAGCCAGCAGGGAGGGAAGAUGGGGCACCCCCUGGGCCCCCAAAGCUCCCCGGCCCCGGCCGGCACCACGGCUAUACCCGGGCUCAUUCCGGACCUCAUCACCAGGCUCCCUUGGCCCUGCUGGGCAAUCAUUGCCAUCGCUGUGGCUGCCGGCGUCCUCAUGGUCUCCUGCCUCCUCUGUGCUGUCUGCUGCUGCUGCCGCUGUGGCCACAGGAAGAAGCCCAGGGACAGGGAGGCUGUGAACCUGGGCAGUCCUCAAGGGACCGCCAGCACCCACCUGGUGCAACCGGAUGUGGAUACCUCAGAGACUGCCCCGGAGGACGCCCAGCACUGGGGGCGCCUGCAGCUCUCCCUGGAGUAUGACUUCUCAAGGCAGGAGGUGUGCAGCCACGGGCAGGCCCAGAGGGUCUGCAGGUUCAGGGAGGGCUUGGGUGUCAGGCUGGCGCUGGGUGCGGGGCUGACCAGGGAGGGCCCCAGGCUGAGUCCCCUCGACUCCCAGAUCAAGGUGGGCCUCAAGCAGGCCGCGGACCUGAGGGCCUAUGGGCCGGGCGGCACGGCAGACCCCUUUGCCCGCGUCAGCCUCUCCACCCAGGAAGGGCACAGCCACGAGACAAGGGUGCACCGCAGCACGCUCUGCCCCGUGUUUCAGGAGACCUGCUGCUUCCACAUACCGCAGGAAGAGCUGGCUGGGUCCACGCUGCGGGUGCAGGUGCUGGGCUCCAAGCGCUUCUCUGCCCCCGAGCCGCUGGGAGAGCUCAGCCUGCCGCUGGGCGCUGUCGACCCACAGCACGUCCUGGAGCAGUGGCACCAGCUGGGCCCACCGGGCGCCACGGAGCCCGAGCCUUCGGGAGAGCUGUGUCUCUCGCUCCGCUACAUCCCCAGCUCUGGCCGGAUGACCGUAGUUGUGCUGGAGGCGCGAGGUCUGAGCCCGGGCCUGGCAGACCCCUACGUGAAGGUCCAGCUCAUGCUGAACCAGCGAAAGUGGCAGAAGAGAAAGACGUCGGCUCGCAAGGGCACAGCCUCCCCCUACUUCAACGAGGCCUUCACCUUCCUUGUGCCCUUCAGCCAGAUCCAGAGCGUGGACCUGGUGCUGGCUGUCUGGGCCCGGGGCCCACAGUUUCGGGCUGAGCCGGUGGGCAAGGUGCUGCUUGGUGCCCGGGCCUCUGGUCAGCCCCUGCAGCACUGGGCAGACAUGCUGGCCCACGCCCGGCGGCCUGUCGCCCGGUGGCAUCCCCUGCGUCCGGCCAGGGAGGUGGACCAUGCUCUGGGCCUAAAGACCCGCCUGCAUCUGACCUUGCCUGGCUCCCGGGACUGAGGUGGGGUGCUGUCCUGGCUUCCCGGGGGGGAUGCCGUAAUAAAGCCCUGUUCUUGC
Messenger RNA from Lutra lutra (Eurasian river otter), 1617 nucleotides. It is a transcript of the gene SYT8, whose product is annotated as synaptotagmin 8. Gene Ontology annotation, molecular function: clathrin binding; phosphatidylserine binding; calcium ion binding. Gene Ontology annotation, cellular component: axon; dense core granule; synaptic vesicle membrane. The coding region runs from base 265 to 1560 and encodes 431 amino acids. Lineage: Eukaryota; Metazoa; Chordata; Mammalia; Carnivora; Mustelidae. The transcript has 7 exons. The record is from RefSeq and is a predicted model, not a curated record. Gene Ontology annotation, biological process: calcium ion-regulated exocytosis of neurotransmitter; synaptic vesicle endocytosis; regulation of dopamine secretion.